AAAUGCAGACCGAGUGGGUUUCUUAUAGGGCAGCACAAGUUUACACAACCAGAAUCUAGCUUGUUACAAUUUAAAGUAUCCGAUUCUUCUCGCUGUUUGAUUUAACCUCGAUUGGAAGAUGACCACAGCCGUGGUGUCGCCUUUCUUCGACUUUAGCGAAGUGAUCAACAACAAGAACAAAAUGCUGAACUACAAUAAUAACAUCCUCAGUGCUCCGCACCCUGUCUCUGUCCCUUGCACGGGGCCAAGUCUGCCCAUCUCCAACCCCACCGGGUGCCUGCUGGACAGGAAGGCUGUGGGGACACCCUCGACCGGUGGGGUUUACCAGCGCCGGCACUCUGUCACUUCGGCUAGCAACAAACUCAACCAAAACCAGUUCUUGAACAUUGCCAAGGCAGAUCCAUCCCUGCUCGGUUCAGGGACGGGAACCACCGGCAGCAGCAACAAAGAGAACCGACUUCGAGACCGCUCUUUCUCGGAGACGGGGGAUCGCCUGCUACAGAAAUGUUCGGGCCCUGGAGGCCCCAACAGCCAGGUCAACUCAAGCCGCUACAAGACAGAGUUAUGCAGGCCGUUCGAGGAGAAUGGUGCCUGCAAGUACGGUGACAAGUGCCAGUUUGCUCAUGGCAUUCAUGAGUUGCGCAGCCUAAGUCGCCAUCCGAAGUACAAGACAGAGCUCUGCCGCACAUUCCACACCAUUGGCUUCUGCCCCUACGGCCCACGCUGCCACUUCAUCCACAACGCGGAAGAGCGCCGCGGACCUCCGCCAACCCCGUCCCCCCUUUCGGCCUCCAACAAGAUGGAGAGGCCGCGGCUGCAACACAGCUACAGCUUUGCGGGGUUCCCCAGCUCUGGAGGCUUGAGGGACAGCCCCACCUCUGUCACCCCGCCACCUAUAUUUUCCCCAGACGACCUGCCCGAGUGGCCUAGCAGCAACCCCUUUACGUAUUCCAGCCAGGAGCUGGCCAACCUCUUCAGCCCCAGCCUGGGCAAUGCACCUUUAUCCUGCUCCGACCCUUCCACCCAGGCGCCAUCUUCCCCGACGACCGCUUACUACUUCAGGGCCAUGUCAGAGUCUCCCCAACUCUACGAGUCUCCAUCCAGCCAGCCCGACUCGCUUUCCGACCAAGAGGGCUACCAGAGCAGCUCGAGCGGAAGUCUGAGCGGCUCCGAGAGUCCAGUCCUCGACACCACCCGCCGACUGCCCAUCUUCAGCAGGCUUUCCAUCUCCGAUGACUAAAGCACACUGAGCCAGACCCCAUCCCCACUUUCCACUGCAUGCAGCAGUCUUGGGCAGAGAGGAUGAGACGCUAGCACUCCCUCUACCUCUCGCCAUUUCUCUGGCGCCCUAGAAGCCGUAGACUUCCCUCCUUGUAUCAGCUCCGCUCUGAAACCGAUGCAGUGAAUUAAGGGAUCUUUCUCGUACUCAUUUUAACCAGAACAAGCUAUAACUCUCCCGGCCUCAAGACUCUUCUGUUUUCCGGGCCUCAUCUUGCAGUGCCCCUGCUAUGUUCUUGGUGUGACUGUGCCAAACACGCAGAGUAGGAAGUGGAUUAGCGCAAUGCUAAUCGUGAGAGGUAUGAGACCGUUGUGCCAGGUGCCACAGCUGCAGUCAAGUGUAGCGGAGCCGGUGGCACAGUUAUGGGAGAGAUCUGCGCCCUUCCCCCCCUCACAAAUUACCACUCUUCUCAAGGACACUCUUUCAUAACUAACUAAAGCUCACAAGUGUCAUGCUUAGACCUUUCACAACUGUCUUUGUAGACCGGCUUAAAGCAAAAAGAGGAAAAGAAUAUGGAAAAAAAGACAAGUGCCUGGGGUUAAGUGUUGGGGUGAAUGGACCACUGUUUCUUUUAUCUUUAGUAACUUUUUUUUUUUUUUUUUUUUUUUUUUUUUUUUCUCCGUUCCUUGUGGCCUGAUUAUGUAGCUCUUGUUUUGAGUGUGUGAAAUUGCAGAUUACAUCAGUCUGCAGGAAGGACUUCUCUCAUAAGGGUUGAAUGAGAAUGGAGCUCUGGAAUAUUACGGGCACAUUCAAAUGUUCAAUCAGGUGCUACGUGCUCCAUGUCUCACCUACAACCAGCACGAACCCCUGAGAUGGGACGUCUCCACUCGAAAAUGAACAAUUCCUUACAAUUUGUUGUUGCUGUUGUCGUUAGUGCCCUUUUUCCCAUUAGUUGCUGGUUACUUAAAGUUUGCUGGGAAGGGAAUCUUGUUAUUAAACCUUAAAGACAAACACUUUUUUUUUUUUUUUUUUUUUUUCUGUCCCACCUCAAAACGCCACCUUCCCUCGGGCCAAUCAGCAAACAGAGGGACAAUUCCAUCAUUCCCAAGGUGCAGUUCAACCUCCUGCAGCUUCACUUUAGUUCUUCAUGCAAGCACGCUUUUUUCCGUAGAUUCUGCUCAGAGGAGCACUUUGUAAUUUUGUCAUCUUUCCACCUCUUGGUUUUGUUUUUUUGUUUUUUAUUAUGGUCAUUGUUUAUUAUUAUUAUUAUUAUUAUUAUUAUUAUUAUUAUUAUUAUUAUUAUUAUUAUUAUGGUUAUAUUGUUAUUGUUUGAAAACCUUUCAGAACUAAAGGUUUUGCUUGUCACUGCUUAUUUAACUUAUCAAAAACAUAUUUAUUGGUGAUCAUAUGCAUUUUUUUGUUAAUUUUGUUUGUAUUUAUCUUGAUAAUGAAACAAUAGAAUAUAUUUUCUUUUAUGUUAAAUUAUGAUCUUCUGUAUUAAUCUUAAGAUUGUGAAGACUUGUCAGCUUUCUUUUUUUCACAGUUUAAUAUAUUGUACUACAAUGACUUUUGUUGGCAACUACACUUAAAUGAAACUUAAUUUAAAGCAAAAAAGCAAAAACAAAAAAAAUCCUCUGCAUUUUGAUUUAUUUAUUGUAGCGUUAUUGUCAUUCCCUUUUCCCAAAUAUUGACUGCAAAAUCAGUACUACCAUACAAUCAUUCCUAGAUAAUAAACUCACAGGAGCGUUAGCAGCUAUUUUUACAAAUGAAAGAGAAAAGAUUUCCAACACAUGUUUUUUUUUUUUUUUUUUCCUCCCCCUAUUGAGGUGAGCUUAGGCCCUACUUCUAGCAUUUACAUGGCAGUGAAAAAUCACCAAACAUUGAGUUUUUUUGUGAAAAACAUAUAUGGAUUACCAAUCCAGUUUACUGAAUGCCUGAGCCUCGUGAUAGAUUUCAUAUAUGGAACAAUUUUUUUUUUUUUUUUUUUUUUUUUUUUUUUUUUUUUUUUAAUUUCAGAUAAAUAGUUGAUCCAAGAUGCAGCAGUUUAGUGGCCUUAAAACACAUGCACCACAUUUUACAAUACCACCAUGAAGUGCUUUUUUUGUUUCGAAUGUUCGUUACAAAGGUUUAAUGAUGUUGCAAGUAAUAAACCUCCAGUGUUAAAGCAGUUUAUUUGGUUAUGGUGGUGGACAUGAUGAAAGUCAGGCAAUAAUUGUGACCUAAUAGGCUGAAGUUCUGUUGUCUUUGGAUAUUAGGAGCUUUUGGCCUAUAUGUAAAGUGCCUCUUUUACACAUUCCAUAAGCAAGCGUUCUUUGCCUUAAAUAAAGCUGGGAUGCUUUUUUUUAUGACUUAUUGCUUGUAUCCUUAGUGGUUUAAGCAAUGAUUGUCCAAGUUGGUUAACAGUAUAGACACAAAGAAAGUAUCUGAAGAGUUGAAUGUAUUUUUUUUUUUUUUUUUU
Messenger RNA from Labeo rohita (rohu), 3677 nucleotides. RefSeq names its product zinc finger protein 36, C3H type-like 1a (gene zfp36l1a). The transcript has 2 exons. Gene Ontology annotation, molecular function: mRNA binding; metal ion binding. The record is from RefSeq and is a predicted model, not a curated record. The coding region runs from base 119 to 1240 and encodes 373 amino acids. Lineage: Eukaryota; Metazoa; Chordata; Actinopteri; Cypriniformes; Cyprinidae.